Molecule: messenger RNA, 1227 nt
Organism: Orbicella faveolata
Lineage: Eukaryota; Metazoa; Cnidaria; Anthozoa; Scleractinia; Merulinidae
Source: RefSeq, a predicted model, not a curated record
AGGCAUAAGAUGGUGAAGUCUAACAAUUGCCUGAUGACAAUUGUUAAUGGACCGGAUUCCAGCGAUAUGAGGUAUGUGACAGAACAUUAUGAGAAUGGACGACUGGCGGACGGCUUCUCUUGGAGAAAGACAAUUAAGCCAGGCGACGAAAGGGUUGUUCUCAGCUAUGAAAAAGAUUGGUCAUGGGCAGGAUGUUCAGGAUACGUAACCUACAGGAUGUUCGACACCAACAUCACCAUUGCCUUCUCCAAUCCAUUUAUGGCAACCAACAAGCUAGGAGUCGGGACCGGCGGCAGGAAAGUGUGGGAGGAGAUGAGUAGCCAUGAUUACAACGAGUUUCUCGUUGAUGUAACUGCCAACGAUGACAAGAAAACGAGGAUAAGGUUCGAGUGUAUGUGCACGGGCGGAACAACCACCACAUGUACUGUCAAUAUAAAAGCAUAUACAAACUAGUUGCACUGAGCAGCUUUUUAUCCGGCUUACGUCACCGUGUAGGCGCGUAUUUUCAUGUCAUUGUCAUGUCGUUUUCGUCACCUGUUGUAGGUUGUUCGCUUAAAAAAGGCUUACAAAAGGGGGUCGCGGGCACCCCAGUACCCCCUUGGCUACGCCCCUGCACACAACGGCCACUUUCCUUUGUCCCCAAGGUGGCCUUUGUUGAGAGGUGAGGUUCGACUGUAUCAUUAAGAUUAAGAAUUAGCCAAUCGGAUUUUGUGUAGUUAUAAGGCCUGCACUUGCGUUCAUUAGUAUUAAGCUUUGGUAUUGCUCUGUAUCAACGAGCACUGUGUUUACUUUAGGCGAUAGAACAGUGACGUUAAAACUGUAACAAUAAGAACGUCAGUCACAUUUUUAAUGGAACACAUGGUUGUCUGUUGCUAACCGUUAGAUACUUUGCAUAUCAACUGAGCAGCUACGUUAGUACACAACGACUGGUUUACUUAGAUCAAAGCCUAGGGAUCAAAGUAAUAUUUAUCAGAACCUAGAAAGGCGUACGUUUUGUUACUAUCAUGAAGAUUGAGAAUUAGCCAAUCGGAUGUUUUGUAGAUAUCAAGCCUACACCUCUUUGUGUCAGCAAGCACCUGUGUUUAUGUUUGAUGAUAUAAAACAAGGUGUGAAAAUAACUUGAAAACUGACGUAAAUCGAUUACCAAGGAUCGUUCUAAACACGUGGUUUAGCUUUAAAGUAUCUACAAAGUUUAUUCUACAUUAAAGACUUUGCUGUGUUCCAUAA